Messenger RNA from Pocillopora verrucosa, 1721 nucleotides. Its product is annotated as schlafen-like protein 1. Lineage: Eukaryota; Metazoa; Cnidaria; Anthozoa; Scleractinia; Pocilloporidae. The record is from RefSeq and is a predicted model, not a curated record.
UUGGCUGUUAUUCUAUAUUAUAUUCAAUGGCUUGCUGAGUUGUUGCCCAUUCUUAAAACAGUUGUAAAGAUGCAGGCAGGUGGAAAAUACCCCAGCAAUGAAGAUGGAAGAGUUUAUUUUUUCUUUCCAAAAAUGGGGUAUCCCUCAGGGAACUUCCAUGAGAUUAUCACAAAAUAUGUCAAUGCACUGCUGAACACAAAGGGAGGUGUCUUGGUGUUUGGAGUUGACCCUGUCUCUUGCAAAAUUUUAGGAUGUCAUGUCAACAGAGCUCAGGAGGACCUUUUCAGAUUGGAAUUUGACAAAGAGGUCAGAAACAUGAGACCAACAGUGUCUCCAAGUCUUUGCAGGUUUAUACUGACCAAGUUAGAAAAUUCCCCACUGUGUGUGCUAGAAGUGAAAAUAAGUGCAGCCCCUAUUGGAGAAAUGUAUAUGAACUCAUCUGAGCAGGUUUAUGUUAUAAGGCAAAGAAAAUUGUUUGGUCCUCUGAGACCUCAAGAGAUUAAAGACUUAGUGAUUGCCAAAUACCGAGAGGAAAUAUCCUCCACAGUUAAUCUUCUCUCACCUGCAAAAGAAUCCCAUGAACGAGUAAAGUAGUUUCGGAACUAUUGCAGAAAAGAACAAGUUCAGUUAAAUUCACAAUGUUGGGAAAAUUUCUGUUGGUCCCUCUGUCUGGACCUUAAGAGUCAGGACAGCAACUCAGAGGAAGACGUUGAUUAGAAAAUGAAUCUAUAUAUUUGGUUGAAAUUCCAUGGGAGGCUGAAAGUCAUUUAUGCUUUCUCAAGGCGCACACCUCAACUUCAGUAAAACAUUUGUAUGCAACGUUGAGUUCCAAAUGGAAACUUUAAUAGUUUGCCAUUGGGGAUCCUGUCCUCAAGCCAUGUAAAUUUUGAUGAUUUCACAUUGUUUUACAGAGGACAGCUAAGAAAUGUACACAGUUUUAAGAUGCAUGGCUAAGCUAUUUUUCUGUAUUUGAGAUCUUUUGUUUUGCCAGAUCCUCAAUGUCAUCACGAUUUGCAUAAGGUUCUCUUAAUUUUCAACAGUAACUAAAAGUUUGGUGUGCAAAUUAACCCAAUUAAAAGACUAGUUCACAAAUCACAAAGUGAUGUUUCUUAUGCAUACUUUACAUUCAACCCUUAGUCCAUUUUUCCACCACAUUUUUCACAAGUAUCUGCCACUUUCCUGUUUUGUUAUGUGGUUAUUCAUUUAAUCUGGGUUCAGUAGGAUUCCUUGUUCAUUAAAAUUUUUCCCUCUGCAUCUUGACGGCAAGACUUGAGGGUGGAACUGGCUAUUCUGAUGAAAAUAUUUAUAAGGGCUAGUAUUUCUAAUUGUCCAUUAAAGAGACCUCAGAUCUGAUUAGAUAUUUCUACAGUACGCAAUAAGAUACUACAAAACUUUACAGUGCUCACUGCUCAAAGAGUUUGACACAAAGUCAAAAUAGUGAAGAAACAUUGAAAGCAGUGUUAUUUUGAAGGAAUACUUUUUUUAUUCGGUGUCUUAAAUAAUGCAUUGAAUUAAUUAAAUAAUAUCUGCCAUAAUAUCAAAUGCAAAGAUAAUCAUGAUAACAUCCAAAAUAAGAUGAUAUUCUCAUUUAUAUCAUUAAGGCUGCAUAGCGGCCAUGAAACAUCACAUAAGGUCACAUGAUUACAUGAUUAUUGGUUAAGUCAAUCAAUGUUAAGGCUUCCAAAACUUACAAGUGCAAUUAAAGCAACUUUGGAUUUUGA